Molecule: messenger RNA, 751 nt
Organism: Radiomyces spectabilis
Lineage: Eukaryota; Fungi; Mucoromycota; Mucoromycetes; Mucorales; Radiomycetaceae
Exons: 1
Coding region: 297-662 (121 amino acids)
Source: RefSeq, a predicted model, not a curated record
CCUCAUGUCGGCGAUAACCUGAACUGUAAAAUGUCUCAAAUGACAUAUCUUUGACCUCUUUUUCUGUUUUCGUGCAUAUCCGCCGUUCUCUCGUUUAGCCUUUUUCUCACACAAGUCACUGUUUUUGUGCUUUUGUCAAAUUACACAAAAAAUAGCAUAAAUAGACCGGCCUACCUUUUAUUUUGUAUUUUUUACCACAUUUUUUUAUAUUUCUCUUUCCGAUAGUGAUUUGGUACCCUCAUCUCUUUCACAAUAGAAUCACAUCAUCAUAUGCAUCGUUGCAUACUCCGUCAUUCAUGGAUUAUAUGAAUCAUCAAAUCGAUCCUUCCUCUGAAUACAUGCUAUCAAUGUCAUGCUUGCACUCACAGUGGCCGCUCAAUGAUUACGAAGAAAACUGCAUGACAACUGCGACGAUCCACAGACCUUCCAUUUCCACCUCUUCCUCCACCUCAUCUACAACCAGUAUCAUGUCAUCUUGCGCCGACUCUGUCAGUUCCAACCCCACUUCGAUAUACUCUCAAGCCGCAGAAGAACUUCCCCAUGGUCUUGGAUGGCGAUCUGUAAAACAGUAUCGUUCCACUGUUCUGCGCUGCGAUACUUGCCAAAGGAGGUUUCAUUCUCUGGGUAAUUUGGCAAAUCAUCAGCAAUUAUACCUUCACUGAGUGAAAAGAAGAAACAGAAAAACUAUCACAUCAUACUCUGCAUUGCCUCUCACCCUUGUAAAUAGUCAGUUUCAUCUUGCAAUAUUUUA